AUGGAGCGAGCGAGAGUCGAGAAGCUAGCGAUUGAGGAAAGACUCAAGGCCGAAGCCGCUGCCCGCGAAGCCACCAACGAUGUCGUGUUGAAGGACAAGAUCUCGUCCGUUCCGAUUGAGAAGUUCUCUGUCAAAAAAGCUAUGGAAGCCAAGUAUAGGGCGCGGACUCAAAUCAAUCAGAAUGCCAAUACCUCCGAAUCCAUUGAUCUGUCCACGGCCGCCAAUGGCAAAUCAGUACGAUUCUCGUCUGUCGUCGAGGAGAAGGCUGCCGACUCCGCCUCGGCUACUGCGCUGGAAGCUCUCAAUGACGACACGGAUCGUGACGUGUUGGCGAAUGAAGAACAUCUGCAGCUCUCCAAUGAGGAGGCAUUUUUUCUCAUCUAUGCGCUUGGUGUCCUCCGCGUUGUCGACCCAAAGGACAAUAGCAUCAUCUCGACGUCGUCUCUCGUUCCACUUUUCUGCCAUAGCUCCUACUAUCCUCCUCGCAAUGCUUCUGCCGAGCUCCAGCCGGACGACCCCUUCAUGAUAUCUUACGCUGCCUAUCAUCACUUCCGCUCUCUCGGGUGGGUGAUCAGGUCCGGCGUGAAAUUCGGAACAGAUUAUCUCCUCUACAACCGUGGCCCGGUCUUCUCCCAUGCCGAAUUCGCCGUCAUCAUCAUUCCUUCCUACAACCAUCCUUACUGGUCCGAGACUGAAGAGCGUCGGCAGCAUGCAGCUGAGCAGCAGAAUCGAAGUUGGUGGUCGUUGCAUUGUGUGAACCGUGUGCAAAACCAAGUGCUUAAAAGUUUGGUGGCUUGCUACGUCGAAGUGCCCCCUCCGAGUGCCUCAUCCGAUGACAUUGGCGCCUUGAUCAGCCGCUACCGGGUCCGGGAAUUUGUCUUGAGAAGGUGGGUUCCCAACCGAACUCGCGAUUGA
Penicillium macrosclerotiorum is the source of this 915-nucleotide messenger RNA. RefSeq lists its product as uncharacterized. The record is from RefSeq and is a predicted model, not a curated record. Gene Ontology annotation, biological process: tRNA splicing, via endonucleolytic cleavage and ligation; tRNA-type intron splice site recognition and cleavage. Gene Ontology annotation, molecular function: tRNA-intron lyase activity; nucleic acid binding. Bases 1 to 915 code for a protein of 304 amino acids. Gene Ontology annotation, cellular component: tRNA-intron endonuclease complex. NCBI's taxonomy places the organism in Eukaryota, Fungi, Ascomycota, Eurotiomycetes, Eurotiales, Aspergillaceae. The transcript has a single exon.